AUGAAAUAUUAAUUUUUUAAUUACUUAUUACGUUCCAAGUAAACGUUCACAAAAACAUUCAUGUUAAAUUAUUUUUUAAAUAUAUUUUUUACUACGUAUAAUAAUUUUUACAUAAACUUGUUUGUAAACCAAAUAGAAAAUGAGUGACGACGUAUUAACAACACUUAAAAUUUUAAUAAUUGGAGAAAGUGGUGUUGGAAAAUCAAGUUUAUUACUUCGUUUCACAGAAGAUAAUUUUGAUCCAGAACAGGCAUUAACAAUCGGCGUUGAUUUCAAAACAAAACUAGUUACAAUAGAUGGAAAUACAGUAAAAUUAGCAAUAUGGGAUACAGCGGGACAAGAACGUUUUCGUACAUUAACUCCUAGUUAUUAUCGUGACGCACAAGGUGCAAUACUUGUAUAUGAUGUCAGCAAUGCUAGUACAUUUUCCAAGUUAGAAACAUGGCUUAGUGAAUUAGAUACAUAUUCGACCAAACACGAAAUUGUGAAAAUGGUUGUGGGGAACAAAAUUGAUCGUGAAAAUCGAGAAGUAAGUCGAGAGGAUGGAAUGAGAUUUGCCAGACGACAUCAGACAUUAUUUAUUGAAUCUAGUGCUAAAACUAAAGAUGGAGUACAAUGUGCGUUUGAAGAACUUGUUCAAAAAAUAAUUCAAACACCUGGGCUUUGGGAAUCAUACGGCAAAGGUUUUGGUGGAAUUCAAGUAAGCGCCGAUGAAAAUAAAUAUCAUAGUAAUUGUGCUGGUUAUUGCAAUCUUUUUUAAAUUAUAUUAUUCCAAAUAAAUAAGUGAUGUGAUUCAUUGUUGUUAAAAAAAAUUAUUUAAAAACCGCGGUGUUUAAAUUUAAAAAUAUCCGUUGAGUUUGCUCAAAAUAUUUUAAACCUAAAUUGCUUAGUUUUUUUUAAAGAGAUGUUUUACAUCUUAUUUGAGACCAACUGUGUUUAAAAAAGCGAACUCGAUAUUUCUGUUUUUAAUUUAUUAUAAUUAAAUAUUUUAAUUUUGAGCGAAAUCAUGUAUGAAUUUGGCUAGUCUUUACCAUGAGAAAAUGCCUUCACAUGCUCGAUCUUGCUAGAAAGUUGAUGAUUUUUACAUUAAUUAUAGUACAUUUGAAAUUGUACUAUAAUUAAUUUGGAUUUCAAAUUUCAAAAACUUUGUUAGUCAU
Molecule: messenger RNA, 1157 nt
Organism: Chrysoperla carnea
Lineage: Eukaryota; Metazoa; Arthropoda; Insecta; Neuroptera; Chrysopidae
Product: ras-related protein Rab-18-B-like
Exons: 4
Coding region: 140-760 (206 amino acids)
Molecular function (GO): GTP binding; GTPase activity
Source: RefSeq, a predicted model, not a curated record